Neocloeon triangulifer is the source of this 5544-nucleotide messenger RNA. RefSeq names its product enhanced level of genomic instability 1-like. Gene Ontology annotation, molecular function: ATP hydrolysis activity; DNA binding; ATP binding. Gene Ontology annotation, cellular component: nucleus. The record is from RefSeq and is a predicted model, not a curated record. Lineage: Eukaryota; Metazoa; Arthropoda; Insecta; Ephemeroptera; Baetidae. The coding region runs from base 1820 to 4699 and encodes 959 amino acids. The transcript is spliced from 24 exons.
UAGAAGAACUUUGAGCAACAGCGAGAGCCGCGAGAGCAAUGCAGAGCCUGCGAGCAGAACGUCGUGUGUAAAAUGUUUUGAAGUAUAUUUUUAUCUUCUGUACGAUUCUGAACUACUUUCUCGUGCACCACCACCAGAUUCUCUUCGUGGGUGGCGCGUGGCGCGGCUUGCGAAAGGCGCUUGCGGAAUGUAGCACUUUUCGUGUCUUCGACACAAAACAGAUGAAACAGUUGAAGGAACGCAGUUAGAAGGGAAAGACAACAGCAGCCAGAAGACUACAACACGGUUGUCUCUCGUCCGAAAAAUCAGUGAAAUCAAUCUAGACGAAAGCAGCUUUACCUGCGUGGAACCCAAUUCACCACCGAACGAGCAGCUUGUGAGCCGAAAGUUGAAAAUGAAAUUGUCGAAGCUAAUGGUUUCCUGGUCAAGGCCACAAGACCUUUUGCUGCUGUCGCCCCUGAAGAGCUGUCCUUUGAGGCUGGUGAAAAAUUGAUGGUCUAUGAGACACCAAACCCUCGAUGGUGGAAAGCAGCAUCUGCACAACACCCUACCACAGUUGGUCUUAUACCCGCAUCAUUCGAAGAAAUUGAUUAUCAAGUGAAAGAGGAUUCCGUUUACAGCCGCCUGGAUGAAUCAAUAAUUGUUGUGGACGCUCUGGAUGUUUAUAAGCAUUUGAAUCCUGCCAUUCCCUGUGAUAUGAUUGAAGAGAAGUUGUCCCUGCAGCAUAAUGAACAUUCAAGUGAAACGCCAGCAAAAGGCGCAAGCGGCAAUCAGCACCUUACCGCAGACGAUACUGACAUUGCGAUACUAUUCGCAUCACCGAAUAUUAUCCAACAUAUAAGGAGGACGUCAUUAUACAGAAGGAGCUGCUUGUCCUUGUUGGUGAUGGUUUAGAUGGAACUGAAAGGAAAAAUGAUGUGAAUGUGGGAUACGCUGCUUCGAAAGGGCAGUUCAUCAAAAUCAGGGCUCUUUAUGACUUCAAGGCCGAGGAAGAAGGGGAGCUAUCAUUGAGUAAAGGCCAGAUUUUAUUUGCAACUGGCUUGGACCAUAAGAGUUGGUGGCAAGGCCACACAAUGAAUGGCAAAUACGGCCUUUUUCCUUCUAAUCUGUUCAUGCAAAUUGACGCCACGGCUGAAUCAAGGGACGCUCCUUUCACAAUGAGCACCAGCUGCCAAACCUCUUUCAUAUCGAAAGUAAUAGGAUCAAAGACGCAUCUGGAUAUUGGAGUUUUUUUGGAGACGGGCCGUCUUCAUUUGGCUAUCAAUGAAAGUUCCAAGAGCUCGUCGUCAAUUUCCUCCGUGUAUUAUUUGGAUGCCGAAUGCUCUGCUCCUCACAGUUAUCAGACAGAAGACGUCCAGGCUGCAGCAAGGGGAAGUGCUUGACCAAUUGGACGUACACGCGUCCUGAGAUACGAAUUCCUGGUAAGUUAUCUGGAAAGCGAUGAAGGAGUUGAAAAGUUUGGUGAAUGUCUAGCUCCCACUUUGGAAGACAUUGAGCGCGAGGCCUCACAAUUGUGCCACUCAGAGAGGCGAAACUGUGGCCUGGCCCUGAAGCUGUACGAAGCUGAACAAGCAAAGGCCAAUAAGUUGUUCGGAUUAAACCACAAAAAACAACUGACUUGUUUUUCUCCUCUUGAACAACCCUUUUCUGUGGCCUGGAAGCCACACACUCGAGAUCGCUUUGGUGCUUCGAUGCGUCGGCCACCGAGAAUUCUACCCUCAAGGGUUCCUUUUCCAGAAAAGAUUAAGAGAGCUCAAAAGGCGAAAUCAAUUGAUUUCUGUACUCCUCACUGGACCUCCUGCGGUCCCAAGGUUGAGAAAUGAAGAGCUUGAAACACUAUUUUUCCUCGCCGAAUGCGGCCAGCAAAGAGCAAGUCGAUUCGUCAAAGGAGCCUCUUCACGAUGUCAGUGAAAAUUCCAACUUGAAACCUGCUCCAGGAUCGAAAAUCAACACCACCAACAAAUCCAAAAAGACGGAUGAUUCGAGUGAGAAGAGGAAAAAGGAACGGAAAUCCAUAUCUGUACCGAAGGUUAAGAAGAGUAAAGAGUCUGAAGAUGACGUGAUUGAGUGCUCCGAAGAGAAGAAAGUGAAUGGUGCCAAAGACGAGGAGGUCCAAGUCAACGGACACAAGCCACUUGCUGACAAAAUAGACUCUCCGUCCACUCCUCAGGUGACACCAAAACCAAACGCUUUCCAAAUGAUUAUGAGCCAAAAGAAACACGCCAACUCUGAUUCUGAGAGUGAAAAGAAAAAGAAAGAACCCCGAAAAGAAGACAAGAAAAGGUCAGAAGCAAAAGUAAAUCCGUCUUUAGAAAAGGAAGCAGUCGUUGACCUUCUCGAAGACGGAGAUGGCAAAAAAAAUGAUGAAUCUGUAGGGCCUCGGUCUCGUCGAAGAAGACAGGCAAAAGAAAAAACCAAGUCUUUUUUAGACUCCGAUGAAGAUGAUGUGUUUGAAUCAAAGGCAAAACCGUCCGGGAGAAGUAAAAAGUCUGAAAAAACUGGUUCGAAGGAUGUGAUAGAAGAUGAAAUCAAAGUGGUAGAAGCAGAGGAUUCCGACGACGAUAUUUUCAAAUCCGACAAGAAGAAACCGUCGAGGAAAAGAACGCGAGGGAGUGAUGAAGAAGUAAAGCCUAAAGCUAACCUGCCUGCAGAGAAACCAAAGGAGAAAAAAUUGAAUAAAAAAAGUUCUCCUGAAGUUGAGCUGAAAAAGAUGGAAGAAAAUAAGAAGCCCAAUGCACUUGAGAAACUCAUGUCCACAAAAAAGCCAGAGGUUGACUCUGAGGAGGAGUUUUUUGUCUCAAAGAAAGGCAACAAACGUAAACGGGAGAGUGGUGACGAGACGCCUCUGUCCUCACCGCAGAAAACUGCACCCAAAGUUCAGAAAAAAUCCUCCAUUGCUGGCUACUUCACUCCCAUAUCUAGAGACGAAGCUUUGAAAAGGGCGGCAGAGGCCUUUGAAGCUCCCAAGGUGCAAACCGUCACAGCCGAUGUCCACCCGGAACCACCCAACGCCCGGACCAGGCGGUCUAUGGGUCCUGCUGGUCGGCAGGUCAGCUCCAAGAGUCCCAAAGAGGACGAAACCAUCGAGGUCCUGGACGUGACUGAGGAAGCAACAAUAAAGCAGGAUUCGUUUGAAACGCCCAAGAAGAAAAUGGGCACGAUGAAGAAAAAGAGGCUCUGGGAGUUGCGGGUGCGGCUCCUCAGCCCUGCCAAAACUGUCAGUGAGGCUUCCAACAGUGGGUGGAGCAGCACGAGCUCCGAGUCAGAUUCUGAGGUUGAAUUGAUAAGUCCUGCUAAAAAGCAAAUCAGCAGGUCCCUUGGAUGGGGAGCAGGAGGAAAGCUGGCUCCAAUUUUCCUGUUGCGAAACCGCACUGCUGCUGCCGCUGUCAGUCCUCUAGUGCCCAGUUCAAAAAAAGCAUUCCAAAAUUCACCAAUGCCACAAAUUAGAGCUGCCCCCACAGAACACACUAUUGGAUUUGCUGAUGAAGAUCCUGAAGCUCCAAUUCAAACCCUCUUCCCACCGAUCAGUCACAUUUGCCACUUUGAGGAAAAGAUAGAGCAGGACGAGGAGACCAAAAGACUUUUGAGCCUCUCGUCCUGUGAGGAUAACAAGGAAAACUUUGAGCCGCCACCUUUCCACCUGGCACCAGUAGGAACAGCAAAGGCUUUUGUCAAUUUCAAGCCCUUCGAAGGCAAGAUUGACGGUGAUGGCGAGUCUUGGUGUGAAAAGUACAAACCAAAGUUGGCUGACGCAGUGGCUGGAAAUGAGCAGAGUGUCAACAGGCUUCGUUCCUGGCUGGAAAGGUGGACGGACAACAGCAGGUCUUCUGGUCUCAGAGUGGCUAAUAUUGAAUCUGAAUCAGAAUCAGAUAGUAUGGACGACUUUAUUGUGUCCGAUGAUGACGAUGACUCAAAUCAGGGGAAGAAGAAAAAGAAGAGGAAGAGGGCAGCAAACACUGUCUUGUUAGUUGGGCCAAGUGGAUCGGGAAAAACGGCAUCUGUUUAUGCAAUUGCAGAGGAAUUGGGUUUCAAAGUUCUUGAAGUCAAUGCAUCUUCAAAGCGAAGUGGGAAGAAAAUUCUAUUGGAACUUCGAGAGGCAACUCAGUCGCACCAAGUUCAAAGUGGAGCAGUAGAUCCAGAUUCUAUCCAUUCCUUCUUUGGAAAAGGCAGAAGCCAGAACACUGAUUCGCAGCAGUCUUCACAAACUCUCUCUUUGAUCCUAGUCGAAGAUGUUGACAUUGUAUUUGAAGAUCAAGAUGAAGGUUUUAUGGCUGCACUUAACUCCCUGGCAGAGAAUUCUAAAAGGCCUUUAAUUUUAAUCAGCAAUGAUCCGAACUGUUCACUCGUCUUGACCAGACAGCAUCGCAUUCACUUCCAGUACGAGAGGGUGCCUGUCAGCAAGGGUGUUGACAUUAUUGAGGACAUCUGUCAGAUGGAGGGCGAAGAGACUGAUCGGGACAACAUGAAGCAACUUGUCGUGAGCAACAAAGGUGAUCUGCGCUCAUCUCUCCUUUCUGCUCAAUUCCUUACCCUCUCAGGCGGCUUUCCCAAGAAGUUUACAAGUCAAAUGAAUUUUCCGCUCAAUCUUGAGGAAUUGGCUCUGCGACUUCAAACCAAACCAUUCUCAUUUAAAAUAUUUGAGACUGAGUUAGAUGACAGCAAAACUGCACAACACGUGGGGCAACAACUCGAAUUCUGACAAUAUCAUUUUGAAAUCUUGUGAAAAAAACCGAAAGUCUCAAAAAGAAAGUUUGAUGUGCCACCAAAGAAAAUUCUGAUGAUGUGGAGGUUGAAAAGGUUGUAGUGACAUUGGAAGAAAUCAAAUUGCUUUUGAAGCGCGCAGACUGUUUGACAAAUUUAGAUAUCCUACAGGGGUCGAUUUGGUGGCUAACUGAGGAAUAAUUUGCUGCCCGGAUUGAGUGACCAAUAAGCUAUUGAGUUGCCUCCAGAUUUAAUCGGACCGCAAAUCCGAUGUGAACUAGCUCAAUGGUGAAUUUCUUCAGACAGGAUAUUUUGGGAACGGAACAUUGGGAGUCGAACCAAAGGUGGUUGACGACCCACUCCAGAAUAGACAAAACUAUGUCAGAAAUGCUUCCAAUCAACAACCAACUGGAUCACCAAGGAGUGUCACUCGACUAUCUACCUAUUCUCCGGAAACUAGGCAAGUGCGAACAAACCUCAUCCAGGUCUUCUCGGAGGAGCUCCAUAAACUGUUUGCAGAGCAUAGGAAUGCAACCUGACCUGUUUGUCAUAGAGGCGCUUCCUUUUGCACUUUCAUGAGUGUAUCAAUAUCAUAUCUUGAGCUGUGCCUGAUUUAUUUUAAUAAUUGUGGACAACUGGACAAUUAACUUCUUUUAACAAGUAAAGAUUUAAUGAUAUUAACAUUAAAAGAUCCACUGGUUUACCUUAAAACUGAAAGUACAAUUUUUUUGUCAAACUCAGUGAGUUAAUGUUUUAAUUAAUAUACAUCUCUUCAUUUACUAAGUAAAGUGGGGGAAUCAACAAUUAUUUUAAUAUCUACAAUUUGCCGGGGAAGCGGUCUUC